Molecule: messenger RNA, 1849 nt
Organism: Microtus ochrogaster (prairie vole)
Lineage: Eukaryota; Metazoa; Chordata; Mammalia; Rodentia; Cricetidae
Product: pyruvate dehydrogenase [acetyl-transferring]-phosphatase 2, mitochondrial-like
Biological process (GO): protein dephosphorylation
Cellular component (GO): mitochondrion
Molecular function (GO): cation binding; [pyruvate dehydrogenase (acetyl-transferring)]-phosphatase activity
Source: RefSeq, a predicted model, not a curated record
ACCAACCACCUCCACUUGCCAGCAUAGCUUCAGAAUGUCAAGUACCGUGUCCUAUUGGAUCUUCAAUUCUGCACGGAAUCGAAUUGCUAUCUUACAAGGGGGUAGACGCUUCUACUCAAGGGGUGCCGCAAAUAGGAACCAACCGAAAUGGAGGCUUUCUUCUCUGGCAUCACCGACUGUGAAGACCGGUACUCCGCGUGGUGGCUUUGCUCUGCAGAAAGCCUACAGACACACAUCAACCGAGGAAGAGGAUUUCCACUUACAGCUUAGCCCUGAACAGGUCAACGACAUGCUUCGCGCUGGCGAGUCAUCUCACAAGAUUCUUGACUUCAACAAAGGAGUUCCAAGUUCAGUGUUACGGUUUGAGAGCAACCAGCUGGCUGCCAAUUCCCCAGUGGAGGACCAGCAGGGUGUAGCUUCCUGCAUGCAAACCAACGGACUGAUGUUUGGCAUUUUUGACGGCCAUGGUGGCCAUGCAUGUGCCCAAGCGGUGAGCGAGAGGCUCUUCUACUACAUGGCAGUGUCCCUGAUGUCCCACCAAACCUUGGAGCAGAUGGAGGAAGCAAUGGAAAACAUGAAGCCUUUGCUGCCCAUCCUCCAGUGGCUCAAGCAUCCUGGGGAUAGUAUUUAUAAGGAUGUCACCUCCGUACACCUGGACCACCUUCGAGUCUAUUGGCAGGAACUUCUUGACUUGCAUAUGGAAAUGGGUUUGAGCAUCAAAGAAGCAUUGAUGUACUCCUUCCAGAGACUGGAUUCGGACAUCUCACUAGAAAUCCAGGCCCCCCUGGAAGAUGAGGUGACAAAGAACCUAUCCCUCCAGGUUGCUUUUUCUGGGGCAACAGCUUGCAUGGCCCAUGUCAACGGAGGUCACCUACAUGUAGCAAAUGCUGGCGACUGCCGGGCUAUCCUUGGUGUCCAGGAAGACAAUGGUGUGUGGUCCUGUUUACCUCUUACCCGGGACCACAAUGCUUGGAAUGAGGCUGAGCUAUCCCAGCUUAAGAGAGAGCACCCUGAGUCUGAGAACAGGACACUCAUCAUAGAUGAUAGGCUGCUGGGUGUCCUCAUUCCCUGCAGGGCCUUUGGGGAUGUCCAACUCAAGUGGAGUAGAGAGUUGCAGCGUAGUGUGCUAGGGAGGGGCUUUGAUACUGAGGCCCUCAACAUCUACCAGUUCACACCGCCCCACUACUACACUCCACCCUAUCUGACGGCCAAGCCGGAGGUUACAUACCAUAGGCUGAGGCCCCAAGAUAAGUUCCUCGUGCUGGCGUCAGAUGGUCUGUGGGACAUGCUGGGCAAUGAGGAUGUGGUGAGGCUGGUGGUGGGCCACCUGUCCAAGGUUGCUUGCCAUAAGCCGGACCUGGACCAAAGACCGGACAACCUGGGGCUCAUGCAGAGUCUGCUGCUGCAGCGGAAAGCCAGCGGACUCCAUGCAGCUGACCAAAAUGCAGCCACGCAUCUGAUCAGACACGCCAUCGGGAGCAACGAGUAUGGGGAGAUGGAGCCAGAGCGACUGGCCGCCAUGCUGACAUUACCAGAAGAUGUAGCCAGGAUGUAUCGGGAUGAUAUCACUGUCAUGGUGGUGUUUUUUAACUCAGAGUCAAUUGAUACAUACUCUAAGGAGGGUUAAGAGUCUCACCCUGUCUCCAAGGCUAACACAAAUACCCUUUAAAACAUUUCCACUUAGUCCUGAGUGAGCCAUUCAAACCUUAUUAAAGAAUAGGCAGAUAUAGGUUGCUGGGUGAUUGACUAACUAAAGAAAUCCAGCCUAGUGAAAAAGCAUUGGCGAUGAUUUUUGUGUCUAUGCGCACCGGUCAACUCUUUUAUGCAGCAGACAGAAUAGAGUCAAACU